Drosophila subobscura is the source of this 730-nucleotide messenger RNA. RefSeq lists its product as uncharacterized. The transcript has a single exon. The annotation marks the transcript as partial. NCBI's taxonomy places the organism in Eukaryota, Metazoa, Arthropoda, Insecta, Diptera, Drosophilidae. The record is from RefSeq and is a predicted model, not a curated record.
UUGAAUUAGAAUUUGAAUAGUCAUUCGCUAGAAUAGUAAAAUGUCCGAAUCAACCGAUAUGGACUGCGCCAACUCAGAAUCCAUGCUGAUUGGAGUCCAGCAUGUGGGCGUGACAGCCAAAAUACAAUCACCACUCAAGAAGGUCCGUCCCCGCAUGGAAGUGUCUAGCGAAUCGGACAUGUAUCAAGAUGCCCAGAUCAAAACACAAUAUCUUGCGUUCAAAAACGACCGAUUGCAAGAGACAACCGGCAACACAACGGAUGGCAGCUCACCGCCCGCUCUGUACAAGAUGCGUGCUGAGCCAGAGAAUUUACUUCUGGGUAGCGUGAAUGAAAAACCGGAACGCAUUGAGUUCCAACGCUACUCGAAGCGGCGUCCUCGUGUCUUUGUGCCACUACGUGGCCGUGCCGGAGUCCACCCCAGAUCAAAGUCGAACAAGGCAUCCCAGGCGCCGCAGCUGACGAAGAAGAAGAAGGAGAAACCAGGCAUUGUCGACCGUCUGAUGCACGCGCUGGACAACAUGUGCAAGUGCCAGCCACAGCACUCGCAAAGCCUCAUCGACGAUCUGCCAGAGCCGCACUGGAACAAGAAAGAGGAAUCGCGCCACACGUGCAUCGGCAUCUAUCCGUUCGAGCACGGCUGUGCGGAUUACCUGAGCACCACGGACACCCAUCCCAGGAUCAAUGCCAUUGUCCUCGCCGAUCGGGCCACCACCUAUGCCACCCACUUC